CAAAUCCAGAGUUUGGUUGAGAAACAUUUCUCAAUAUUGCACGCUUGUUAUAUUUGUUUAUAUAGUUCAAAAAGUAUAACUAACUGAAAGCGUCCGUUCACGUAGGUUGUUUGUAGUUUUCUUGCAAUAACGGAUUUGAUUAAAAGAGAUUGGGUUGGUGUUCAGUGUACCUUAUUAGAAGAUCUAAAAUCAUGCUUUUCAUUCCAAGUGAGAUGCCCAAUAGAAAAGGAACGAGGGGAAGAAUCGACGAGGAAUCUAGAACAUCAAAUCGUGAAUUCAAAAGCGUGACGAGAAUUCUCAACUCGAAAUGUUAGAGGGCAUCUUUUUCAAGAUCCUCCCCGCUGUCUUUCAGUGGAUAAUUAAAGACAGCAAGAUUUUUAGAAAGAGAAAGCAAAUCUUUUGAUGCACCUACUCUUUACCCUUGAUUUUGAUUGUUGGGAUAGGUUAGGUGUAAGGUAAGCGGCUUCCCGGACUUAGGCGAGAUCAGUCAAAGAUGGAUCGGGGUUCAGGCUCAUCGAGCUCAAAACCUUUCCCUCGGCGUAACGUUGAUAUAAAUCAGCCCCCACACGGGAAGAAGUAGAAGUUCCCAUUGAGGAGGCUCCAACUCUUUUACCCCGAAUUAGGGCUCUUUUGCAUGCCCAACUUCUCGAACGGAUCUCUCAAAAAGAGAGCCCCAUAAGGGGGUCCUGGAAGAACUGGUCCAGGCCGCGAAAUCAACAGCCGGGGCUCUCUUCGCUCGAAUUAUGAUUUUAGAGAACUGGGCCCGUUUGCGGAAGAGGUCAUCCGCAAAUAUAGCCGGCGCUUUGAUCCUGAGAAAUUGGAGAAAAAGCAUUCAUCUCUUUCCUGGCUUUCACCGAGCUUUCGAAAGAGGAUAGCCCCGUUCUCAGGCGAAACGCGAUAUUGAACGCAAUCUUCACAAUUUCGAAGCCCGAUAAUGAAUAAGAGGCUUCUAUCAAUAUCGUGUCGCCCAAGGGAACCUCCUCUUUCUAGUUAAAAAGGGCGCGGAAUUUCUCUUUCUUCUUUCUUUUCUUUUUUCCGGUAUGCCGCUCCGCGAGCAAGGAGCGAAAGAACCAAGUGGGCUGUGGUGAUGUCAGAAUUUGCACCUAUUUGUAUCUAUUUAGUGAUCAGUCCGCUAGUUUCUUUGAUCCCACUCGGUGUUCCUUUUCCAUUUGCUGUAAAUAGUUCGACCUAUCCAGAGAAAUUGUCGGCCUACGAAUGUGGUUUCGAUCCUUCCGGUGAUGCCAGAAGUCGUUUUGAUAUACGAUUUUAUCUUGUUUCCAUUUUAUUUAUUAUCCCUGAUCCGGAAGUCACCUUUUCCUUUCCUUGGGCAGUACCUCUCAACAAGAUUGAUCCGUUUGGAUCUUGGUCCAUGAUGGCCUUUUUAUUGAUUUUGACGAUUGGAUCUCUAUAUGAAUGGAAAAGGGGUGCUUCGGAUUGGGAGUAA
Cornus florida is the source of this 1444-nucleotide messenger RNA. Its product is annotated as NADH-ubiquinone oxidoreductase chain 3. Lineage: Eukaryota; Viridiplantae; Streptophyta; Magnoliopsida; Cornales; Cornaceae. Gene Ontology annotation, molecular function: NADH dehydrogenase (ubiquinone) activity. Bases 1088 to 1444 code for a protein of 118 amino acids. The record is from RefSeq and is a predicted model, not a curated record. Gene Ontology annotation, cellular component: NADH dehydrogenase complex. The transcript has a single exon.